AUGGAACCUUCCAUUUCAUUUGGAUUUAACCUUUCAGCUGAGCUCGCCCUCAUCAUCUUCAAGUAUGUGGCACAACCACAUUUUGCUCAAUAUGCACCUUACACCAAAGACCCAUACUCGUCUGCCCUUUCACUAUGCCAAGUCUCCAAAAUUGUCAGGUGCACUGUGCUGCCUGAACUUCUGCACACAGUAUUAUUGCCAGAAGCUCACCACCUAAUCGCUUUCGUACGGGCUCUGCGUAUGCAGAAAACAUAUCUCGAUCAACAACAUGGUCUAGCUUUUGAUUAUGCAUCUUGCGUGCACAAGAUGUCGAUUGGAGAGUUUUGGUCGCCUGUGCAACAUUCAGCUUAUACAUUCCUUCCCCCUUCUAUGGCUGAGCUUGACCGGGAGGUCGACAUCAGUCUGUUGGCUCCAGUGAUCCUUGGUGCAUCGUCCCUUGUGGCAAUCGCCUUUGAGAGUUUAGAUCUUCUUUUAAGGUCCCUCAAAAAGACGUGUCACUCCGAUGUUGGCCACAGAAAUUACCCACUUCCUUGGAGCACGAAAAGUUUGACAUUAUCGAGUUAUCUAUCUGACUCAUGGUGGAUGUUUGUGGUGUCUGUCCAUGGUCGUGCUUUCCUCGCUUCCAUCCAACACUUCACCCUAUGCCUUUCCGCAUCCUUCGAAAAAUGUCUGCCCUUCCAGUGCAACUGCAUUAGCGAAAUUGAAUAUCAAUAUUAUAAACCUUUCUACAUGCUGCCUGUGUGCAUCGCGCGUGCUCCUUUCAAAGGACUACAAACAUUCUCACUGGCCAUUCUGCACAUCAAGCUCCCGGUCACUCACCGCACGCCUGAGGCCCAGGAGAUAUGGGUAAAGCUAAUCACAUUCCCUGCUUCCAUGCUCCUGGACCCUUGUACACCAGAGGAAAUGGAGUCGUUUAUUGUGACUGCAGCGGGAUAUGCUCCCUAUUUUCCACUCCCAGUGUUCCUUUCUUACAAGUUGACCGAACUUUGA
Molecule: messenger RNA, 990 nt
Organism: Suillus discolor
Lineage: Eukaryota; Fungi; Basidiomycota; Agaricomycetes; Boletales; Suillaceae
Exons: 1
Coding region: 1-990 (329 amino acids)
Source: RefSeq, a predicted model, not a curated record